CACAAACAUGGUGAGAAAAAAAAACAUAUAAUUUCUCAUUUUUUCUACAAACACACCAAAUUGUAAAUGAUUGACAUUCCGAGGGUGUAAAUUGAAUUUUUAGAAAAACGUAGGGUUACCAGGGUGCGACUCUAUCCCCAUAAAAGGUCCCCCAUGGUCUUUGCACGGCUACAAAAGCUAUCAACCGCCUUUUAACACCACCUAAAAUCUCAAUCCACAUUCCCUCUCUCCCCCCUAGAUUCAAUCAGAGAUCCCCAUUUCAAGCUUAUUCCCACCAUGGAUUACGAGUACAAGAGAAACCACGUUCCCGCGUUUGGAAGCUGGGAUUGCGAUAACGAUCUCCCGUUCACUCAGUGUUUUGAGUCGGCGAGGCAAGCUGGACUGCUUCGAUACAGCUAUUCGGAAGAUCGUGAUCUGUACGUCACCGGCGAUUUGUAUGACAACAAUGUCGUCACUCCGGCUAUGAUUGUUGUUCCUCGUCGCACUGGUAAAGCGGGAUACCCGCAUGUGAAAGAAGGGAAAAAAGACUCAUGGGUCGUCUGUGACUACGAAUACGACUACACUUACGACUGUGACGUAAAGGAGCCUCCUAGCCCCGUCAGCGUAGCAACACCACCACCACCAUCACCACCGCCACGACGGCGACAACAACCAAAGAAGCACGUUAAACCCAAAGCCGUAGACGAAGAUCUGUACAGAAUCUCGCCGGAGCUCCUCCGUGCCAAGCCCAGAAAGAAAAAAUGGGGAUUGUUUUCAAGCUGCAUGCAGCCAACUUGUGGUAUAUGAAGACAAAUUAAAGCUUUCAAGGUACAUACAUGUAUUCAAGACAAUGGAAGCAAGCGUAAUAUUAUAGGGUGGUAGAGUAGAGAUUUAGUGUAAAUUGGGCUUAAUAGUAGAGGCCCAAAACAGCCAUCACAUCUCUAUUAGCUCAUUAUUAUUGUGGCAAGAGGGUAAUGAUUGAUGAGAGGAUGAUGAUGAUAUUAAAGUUGCCUUGUUGGUUUUGUUAACAUCUUUUUGGGGAAUCUUUUUUAUAUGUUUUUGGAAUUUGAAGUGAUAUAAUUGUUGGUAAUAAUUGAUUGUUUUCAGACAAAAA
Molecule: messenger RNA, 1093 nt
Organism: Lactuca saligna
Lineage: Eukaryota; Viridiplantae; Streptophyta; Magnoliopsida; Asterales; Asteraceae
Source: the annotation of a GenBank genome assembly